AUGUCCCAUAUUGCCCCGAGUGUCCGGAAUCCUCCUUGUGUGGUGCUCUUCCGCAGGAAAAAACCCAGGCUGCCUCUUCCUCCUGGUCCUCCUUCCGAUCCGAUCAUUGGCCAUCUACGUCGUUUCUCUUUCGCUCGUCAGCACGAGCUCUUAUGCAAAUGGGCCGCAGAUUACGGAAACAUCUUCCACCUGAGUCUGCUUGGGCAGACUAUCAUAGUCGUGAACUCUUUGCAGGUCGCGACGGAGCUCCUUGAGAAGCGAGGUUCCAACUACAGCGACAGGCCCGCCUGCACCACCCUCGAGAUGAUGGGUUGGGAGGCGAACCUCGCCUUCAUGCGGUACGGCGCAAGGUGGAGGAAGCACAGAAAGCUCUUCCAAGAGUACUUUAGCCAGGGUCAAAGCCUCACAUAUCGCGCCCAUCAGACUGAGGAAGCGCGUAUGCUUCUGAAAGAUUUACUCACUUCACCCACGGAAUUCAAGGCGUGCACGCAGAAGUACGCUCUUCUGAGCGUCAUCGGCAUCGCAUACGGGCAUCAGGUAAAGUCAGACGACGACGUCUACCUCAAGUUCGCGGAAGGCGCCAUCCACGGAGUCGAAGAAGCAGGAGCAGGUACCACGCUUCUGGAUCUCUUCCCUGCCCUGAAAUACGUCCCCCACUGGCUGCCUGGAUGUGCUUCAUUCACCGCCGCGGUGCGUCGCUGGGGCCCUGCCACCAAGGGUUUACACGAGUAUCCGCUCGGCGACAUGCGGGAGAAAAUGGAAGCGGGCACUGCCCAGAGCUCGUUCCUCACGUCCCACCUGGAGCGCCUCAACACAGACGGCAUCGACGGAGAAGACCUCGAGGACGUCAAGGGUGCCGCUGCGACCAUACUCAUAGCGGGUGCGGAGACGACAUGGUCACUCAUCCAGACUUUCUUCCUAUUCAUGCUGCUCUUCCCCGAGGUGCAGCGCAAGGCGCAGGAAGAGAUUGACUGCGUCGUGGGCUCUGGGCGGCUCCCCGACUUCGAUGAUCGCGAUGCGCUGCCGUUCGUGGAAUGCGUUCUGCAGGAGACCAUACGAUGGCACCCAGUCGCUCCGUUCGGUGUUGCACACGGAAGUCUCAACGACGAUAUAUACAAUGGGAUGCUUAUUCCGAAAGGAUCUGUUAUUAUACCUAACGUGAUGGCAAUGAGCCGUGACGAGACAAUGUAUAAAGAUGCAGACAAGUUCCUCCCAGAACGCUUCCUGCCUGCACCUGCUGGCCGCGGCGAGCCCCACCUGAGCUAUGUCUUCGGGUUCGGUCGGCGGAUCUGUCCCGGACAGUACUUCGCGGACAACAGCGCGUGGAUCGUAAUCGCGAGUGUCCUCGCGGCCUUCGACAUCUUCAAGCCCGUCAGAGCGGACGGAACGGCGGUCGAGCCGCAGGUGGAUUACACCACGGAAGGCUUGGCGAGCCGUCCGAAAAAAUUUGAAUGUUUGCUGCGACUGCGCUCUGAGGCGGCAAAGAAGCUGGUUGAGCAACCCACGUAA
Molecule: messenger RNA, 1509 nt
Organism: Sparassis crispa
Lineage: Eukaryota; Fungi; Basidiomycota; Agaricomycetes; Polyporales; Sparassidaceae
Product: Multifunctional cytochrome P450 monooxygenase af510
Exons: 14
Coding region: 1-1509 (502 amino acids)
Molecular function (GO): heme binding; oxidoreductase activity, acting on paired donors, with incorporation or reduction of molecular oxygen; iron ion binding
Source: RefSeq, a predicted model, not a curated record